Messenger RNA from Saccostrea echinata, 1382 nucleotides. RefSeq lists its product as uncharacterized. The transcript has 3 exons. NCBI's taxonomy places the organism in Eukaryota, Metazoa, Mollusca, Bivalvia, Ostreida, Ostreidae. The record is from RefSeq and is a predicted model, not a curated record. Bases 1 to 1149 code for a protein of 382 amino acids.
AUGAAGUCGAAGACGAAAGAAAGAGAGAAAGUCAAAAACACCAAACAAGCACUGAAAGCAGCAUGUGUAGAAAUAGGGGGUGCAGAAAAAUUACCUGAGAAUGACGGUAAAACUCACAAAUCAAGAAAGAAAAAGGCAGGAGAUCCUGAAUCAAUUACAAAUGAAGCCACACAAUGUAAACAUGAGAAUGAAAGUAAAAACCAAUUGUCAGAUGUAGUGCCAUCUGGCAAACGGAAAACGGACCAGUUAUCAGAAAAGAAGCAAAAGAGGGCAAGGAAAGAUGAACCAAAGUCAGUGGCUAAAGAAAUUAUAGAGAGUGUGUCAUUUGAUAUAGCAAAAGAAGAUACAAAGAGCCAAAGUUCAAAAAAAUCAAAGGCAAAAAAGAAGAAAUCGGAAUGCAUACAUAAAGAAAACAGUCAGGAAAGUACAAUUGAUUUGAAGGAAAAUGUGGGAUCAGAGGAAGAUGAAAAUGAUACAGAAAUCAAGCACAAGAAAAAAGAGAAAAAGAUGGAAGGAAAUGAAUUAGACAAAAUCCCGACAAGGACAAAAAGCAAAAUGGAAAGGAAAAGAAAGCUAGUGAAUGAAGCAGAAAAUGAAUUUGUUGUUGAGAGUGAUAGUGGAAAAAAUAUUGAACUUAAUCAAAGUGAGGAACCUACAUCAAAGAAGAAAAAGAAGAGAAAACUUCAAAAUAUAGAGAAAGAGGCAGCCGAAGAUGAAGAAAACAAGACUGUGCUAGGUGAAGGAGGAGAUAGCAAUGAAGUGGAAAAAACGAAUAUCACAGAGAGUAAAAAGAGUAAGAAGAAAAAGAGGAAUGAAGGAACGGAUCAGACAGAUGAGACAUCAUCCGACCCAGAGCAAAAGGCCGACAAACUGGCAUCAGAAUACCUGCAUCAGUGGUCAAACAACAGAGAAAGCUGGAAAUUCCAGAAAGUCAGACAAGUGUGGCUACUGAAAAAUAUGUACAGUGAAAAUAAGGUAACCAAAGAGGACUUUACAGUACUGUUGUCAUAUCUGGAUGGAAUGAAAGGAAGGUCAAGGGAGGUCACUGUGGAACAAGCAGAAAAAAUCAUAGAGGAGGAUGGAGACAAAGAUGAGGUAGACCAAGUAAAGAUUGAAAGAGCAAGACAGAUUGUACAGUUAUUAACUUGAAUUUUAUAAUGAAAGAAAGAACAAAAGAAGAUAUUUGCCGCUUUUGAAAAAGUUGAAGAAUAGAAUUCAGUUAUGUCUUUAGUGUACAGGAUUAACAUAGCACCUCUUACAUUAUUUCUGAAAUACAGAAACCAAACAUUUUCUGUCAACUUUGAAAGAUUGAUAAUUUUAUUAUGCUCUUUUUAGCUCACCUAAGCUGAAAGCUCAAGUAAGCUUUUCUGAUCACCUGUUGU